AAGAACGAUGAGUGCGUGCGCGUGAUGGUCCGCAUCCGGCCCAUGAGCGGCAAGGAGGUGCAGGACGGGCGGCAGGAGGUCACGACGGCCAACUUCGACCGCGCCGAGGUGUCCAUCAUCAACCCCGUGGCGGCGUCUUCCGAGCCGCCAAAGUCCUUCACGUUCGACGCGGCUUUCGGGGCGCAGUCCACACAGCAGCAGGUGUACGACACGGCGGCCACGGAGAUCGUCGAGGCCGUCAUGGAGGGCUACAACGGCACCAUCUUCGCCUACGGCCAGACGGGGGCAGGCAAGUCGCACACCAUGGAGGGCUACGGAGACCAGCCGGGCAUCAUCCCCAACUCGUUCAAGCACGUCUUCGACAAGGUGGCUAUCUCCAAGAACAAGCGGAUCCUGGUGCGCGCGUCGUAUCUGGAGAUCUACAACGAGGAGAUCCGCGACUUGUUGUCCAAGGACCCGAAGAACGCCCUGGAUCUCAAGGAGAACGCGGACUCGGGCGUGUACGUCAAAGGGUUGACGGCUCAAGUGGUGAAAGACGCUGCUGAGAUCGACCACGUCAUGCAGACGGGCAAGAAGAACCGCAGUGUCGGCGCCACGCUCAUGAACCAGACGUCGUCUCGCUCGCACUCCAUCUUCACCAUUGUGGUCGAGUGUCUGAGUGAAGGCUCUGCCGGUGGCGAUGGCAAGGACCACGUGUGUGUGGGCAAGCUCAACCUGGUCGACUUGGCCGGUAGCGAGCGUCAGUCCAAGACCGGAGCGACCGGAGACCGACUGCAGGAGGCCAACAAGAUCAAUCUGUCGCUUUCGGCGCUGGGUAACGUCAUCUCGGCGCUGGUGGACGGCAAGUCCAAGCACAUUCCGUACCGCGACUCGAAGCUCACGAGACUGCUCCAAGACUCGCUGGGUGGCAACACCAAGACGGUGAUGAUCGCGAACUGCGGCCCGGCCGACUACAACUACGAGGAAACGCUCACCACGCUGCGGUACGCCAGCCGCGCCAAGAACAUCAAGAACAAGCCCAAGAUCAACGAAGACCCCAAGGACGCCAUGAUCCGCGAGUUCCAAGAGGAGAUCGAGGCGCUGAAAGCCAAAUUGCUGGCUAUUGAGAAGCAGGCGAGCGAAGGUGUGAGCUCUAUUGAUGGUGGUGCAGGCGGAGCGGAGGGCAUCGAAGAAGCUCAGGCUAUCGCCGAGAAGGCUCAACGUGAGAAGGAAGAGAUGCUGCAGAAGACUCGCGACGAUCUUGCACUGGUAGCGAAGGACAAGGCUCAAGCUGAGCUCAACAAGCGUGAGCUUGAAUUGAAGUUAGAGCGUGAACGCCAGCAAGCCGAAGAGCUCGCGGCUCAGCAGAAAGUGUUGCUGGAUCGACUGGCAGCUACUCAGGCCAAGGUGCUUAUCGGAGGUGAGAUGAUGACUAAAGCGGCUCAGCAGGAGGACGAGUUACGACGCACAAAGCUGGAGUUGGAGGAGCGCAAGCGGCAGGAGCUCCAAUUGGCGCGCGAGUUGGCGGAGCAGGAAGAGAGCAACCUCAUGCGCGAGGAAAAGUACCAGUCGUUGCAGGAAGAGGCGGAAGCUAAGGCGCGCAAGCUCAAGAAGGUCUACACGAAGGUGAAGGAGGUGCUGGGGGACAUCAAGGCCAUGGAGAAGGCUCACAGUCGCGAGCGUGAAGAUCUACUGGACACGAUCCGACAGCUCACGGCUCAGUUGAAGUUGAAGUCGCUGGUGCUCGACUACUUCAUGCCUCCAGAGGCGGUUGUCUUGCUUGAAUCUCGUGCGCGCUGGAACGAUGAAGAGGACGACUUCACGCUGGACAGACUCGAGCUGGCAGGCAACACGUUGCGUCCACGACAGCGUCCACCGUCGGCUAGCAGCGUCCGCAGACCG
This is a messenger RNA of Phytophthora sojae, 1881 nucleotides long. RefSeq lists its product as hypothetical. Gene Ontology annotation, biological process: microtubule-based movement. The transcript has 3 exons. Gene Ontology annotation, molecular function: microtubule binding; microtubule motor activity; ATP binding. Lineage: Eukaryota; Oomycota; Peronosporomycetes; Peronosporales; Peronosporaceae. The annotation marks the transcript as partial. The record is from RefSeq and is a predicted model, not a curated record.